CUUUCAUUAAUUUUGUUUUUAUUUGUUGAUUAACCGAUAAUGGCGACAUAUCUCGGUGAACAGACUAACUAAUGUUCGAGAGUGUAUUGGGGUUGUGUUUGUGAAUUUGACGUUAUGGAAAAAUUAAGUGAAUCUGAAGGUACUCAACCUACCAAAACAUUGAUUAUACUUUCCAAGCCACAGACAGAUAGGCAAUCUCAAAGUGGAGAUAGUGGUGUACCUCAAAGUCCAAAUAAAAAUAUAGAAAUGAAACCUCCAACAGUUCUUUUAAAAACAAGAGAAGGAUCUGAUAGAGAUACCAGCAGAUCUUGUUCACCAGGAGUUUCUUCUCCUUCAUCAAAUCAAAGUUUUCUUGAACGUACUAAAGAAUCAGAAGGAACAGCAUCGACUUUAACACAAAAUAAUAAUUCUCAACCAGUUUAUCAUAUUCAACAAAAAACAUCACUAAGUAGUCAUUCUACAGUAGAAGUUGGAAAUGAUCAGAAAUUAUGUCCAUCACUUGAAAUGAAUUCCCCUGUAAAGUUGGUAGAUGAAUCCUUACAAUGGUGUGACAAUGCUAUGGAAUUUUUGCAAGAUCAAACAGAUUUUUAUGUAAUUGGAGUUGUUGGAUUACAAGGUUCUGGUAAAUCUACAGUUCUGUCAAUUUUAUCUGGGCAUUAUGGACAGGAUGGAGGAAAAAUGCUUUUCAAGCAUCAAACAAGAGAACAUAAAGAAUUAGGAGAGCAUUGCACUGUUGGAAUAGAUGUAUAUGUUACAAGUGAAAGAGUAAUAUUACUAGAUACUCAGCCCAUACUUAGUGCUUCUGUAAUGGAUCAAAUUAUACAAUAUGAAAAGAAAAUACCAGGAGGUACUGAUUAUCAUUCUACAGAAAAUGCUUUACAAAUGCAGUCUUUACAGAUAAUUGCAUUUUUAAUGGCUGUGUGUCAUACUAUCAUUUUAGUUCAAGAUUGGUUUGUUGAUCCAAAUCUUCUAAGAUUUAUACAAUCUGCAGAAAUGUUGAAACCAGCAACACCAACUAAUCCACAUGAAGGAACACCUGCUCCAGAAGAGAAUACAGAAUAUUAUCCUCAUAUAGUAUUUGUUCAAAAUAAAUGCCAGAGAGCAGAUUAUUCUCCAAGCUGUCUUAUUGAAAUGCAAGAAUUGCUGUCAUUAAUAUUUCAAAAGUCUAAAUUAAAACAAGCAGGACAUGUAUGCAUGGAGUUUUUUUCAAAGAAAUAUUAUCAAUCUUCAGUAAAUCUCUUUCUUAUUCCGGAAAUUGGAGAAGAACAAGGCAAUGGGGAAGAAAUUAUUACGGAAUAUUCUGGACAUCCCGGAUUUGAAAGUUUAGCGAAUUCUUUCAUUCGUCAAGUACUUUCCAUGCCACGAAGUCUCUUGACGCACACCGCAUUAUCCGAAAAAAAUUGGUUUCAUUACGCGGCCAGAAUUUGGGAAACAGUCAAGAAAUCAAGUUUAUUUUUAGAAUAUAGCAGAUUACUUCCAUAGAAUUUUAUUUAUUUAUAGUGAAAAAAUUUUAUUUCCACAAAAAUAUACAUCUUGGUGACAUAUUCCACUGUACAAUUAUAAAUGUUUAUUUUGUAAUAAAAUGACUAAUAAUA
Molecule: messenger RNA, 1595 nt
Organism: Centruroides sculpturatus (bark scorpion)
Lineage: Eukaryota; Metazoa; Arthropoda; Arachnida; Scorpiones; Buthidae
Product: protein SMG9-like
Exons: 13
Coding region: 115-1482 (455 amino acids)
Biological process (GO): nuclear-transcribed mRNA catabolic process, nonsense-mediated decay
Source: RefSeq, a predicted model, not a curated record